ACAAGAAAGACAACCCCUGAUUAGCCCAGUGUCGGAGGCCUGCAGAGAGACAGGUAGAGCCAUUGUCGACAUGUUGUCUGCCCUUCUUUUUCGUUGUGCGGACUCCAUUGUACUUUGAAAUAAAACAGAAAAUAUUUGAGGUGUAGGCUCGCUGCAGACUGUAGUCCGGGGUGUGGAUGUACCUGAGGCAGAGUCAUGGCGCAGUGAGACAGGAGAGGACAGUGGCAGGGCUGAGGUGACGCAUUCACGGGGACUUUUUUUCGAGUGACGCGUUUUCAGCUGGGAUCCCAUCACCACUUGUGACGUUACUCCAAGCUCGACAACUGUGCGACAAACCUAACAGACUUGUCUCCUCGGACAAGAUGGCGUUCCUGGCUGAAAAGAGAGGUUGUUACCGAUUCGGCGUGUUGCUGGUGAUGGCCGGCCUCGCCCUCUACAUCACAGGCUUCAGCGUGUCCUUCUGGGCCUUCGUCACCGUCAACCAGACCAACAUGUACCGCUUUGGCUUGUGGGACGUCUGCAGGACCCUGCCUUCGUCAUCGCACUCCACCUUGUACGUGUGUACAACAGUCAAUGGCUCCAUCAAUUAUCACCGAGCCGCCCAAGCUUUACAGUGUGUGGGGCUGGCUGUGAUGUCCUUGUCGCUGGCACUGGGUUUGUUGUUGAACUUCAGUGUACCCAGGAUAUUCCUUCUGUCCCGCCUGCAGGAGAUAUCAUCAGGUGUUGGCUCUUUAACCGGAUUCUCUGGGGCGAUGAUCUUCGUGAAGGAAAUCGAGCAGAUCAAGAGGGAUCUCCUGUUCCGGGCCCCUGGAGAGAAGCCGUCUGUCUCCUACGACUGGGGAUUUGCCCUUAACGUCACCGGCAGCAUCCUCUGCAUCCUCGCCACCAUCAUCAUCUGCAUGUCCAACCGCCCCGACGCUAGCUCCUCCACCACCGACACCGCAAGCGACUUGAGGGUCGUGCACAGCAGCUCGCGAAGAAGGGCGAGCGAUGGAGAGAGGAGUGGAAUAGCCAAUCCAGCGUUCUACAGAAACCACGUGAUAUCGUCGACCUACGACAGAGACCACGUGACGUCGACAGCCAAUCCACGCUACGACAGAGACCGCUCCACGCGCAGUUCGUCUGGUGGCUCCACCAUCUCUGUCAUUUCAAAAGAUCACGUGAUUAAAUCAACGUCCAAUCGCAGCCUGGAAAAAGAGAGUGUACCGUCCUUGAAAUUAAGUCAAAAAUCUUCGAUACACAAGGUUUCACCUCCUCGGGUGCCUGGUCUAGAAAAAUAUAAUUCUUCAUCGUCUGUGAGUACAGUGGUCUAGUUUAAUGACCUGAAAACGUGUUUGAUGAAUGGAGGGCAAUAUGGAGGCGACAGUUAUUCUGACAGCACAAAAGUGUUUGCUGUACUACUAAUGGCAGGUCAUGUCAAGAUAAGAGCAACUUUCAAAUACAGAUUCGACUUUGAAAACCAAAGAACCUUUAGCCGGUUGCUUUAUUUGUUCUUUUUAAAGAAGUGUUUUCUUAUUGAUUUGUUGUUUGCUGGUAUUCCAGUCGUUUUGUAAUGUUUGUGAAUUUUCCCCGCUGAAUAUGAUCGUUAUGUUCACGAUAUUUACCAUGACUGCAGAUAUCUUUUGGUUAGUCGUAAUGAUCAUUACUGAAUUUUAUAUAAAAAUUGUGGGAUUAUCAUGUGAAACCAUUCCAGCAUUCUCUAGCUUUUCUUUUAUGAUUAUAUAAAUUUCCUUUUCUGAAUGUUUGUUCUUGAUCGAAGUGAAACGAAGCUUGAUUUUAAAAUAUAUAGGUAGAUGUAAUCAUGUUUUUUAUAUUAUUUUAUAACUGAUAAAAAUUAAUUUGAUAUUUUAAAAUUUAAACUUAUAACACUGUAAUUCGUGUCUUUAGGGUUGCUAUUUUAUAUUCUGCGUUAUUUGAUGUUACAAUGUUUGAAACCAGUUUAAGCAUUAGAAUGUUUCUUUCAGUCAAUUUUCAUUUGAACCGACUUAAUGAAAAGUCUUUCGCAAAGAUAUCUGCCAUUGUUUAUUAAAUUUUAAAUCCUUAAUCCGCCUUCAGCACCUUAAACUUGGAAUCAGGCAAUGGACACACAAAACGAUCGUGAGAGUUUGCUUAGUGUUUGGACAUUUUUCAUCAUGAAUCGAAUGUUUUUUGGGUUAAUUUUGGCAUUUGUUAUUCGGUGUAUAGAACAUCACCAUUCCAUUACACAGUUUCUAACAAUUACAAGAUAUUUCAAGUCCAUUAUUCACGACGUGCGAAUAUUUCAUGUUUGGUAUGUGUGUGUGUGUUAGUGUGUGUGUGUGCCAUUGACAACUGAAUGAAUAGCCGCGACACAAUCACAUCAAGAUGUUAUCUACGACUUUCAUUUUACUUUUUUCCCUGUGACAGAAGACCAUCAGAACAAACUUUCCGGUUGUGCGACACCUCGGUGCAUUUUGUAUUUUUGUAAGUCUGUUCAGUCUUGAUGGAAUUCAUUCAUGAAGCGUAUCUAUAAUAUCUUACAGAAACUCAGUAUUUCCCAUUGAAAAUAUUACUAUGUGAUGUCGUACUUUCAAGAUAUUAUCAUUUAUAAAUAAAAGUUGUAUUCAACAACA
Molecule: messenger RNA, 2591 nt
Organism: Pomacea canaliculata
Lineage: Eukaryota; Metazoa; Mollusca; Gastropoda; Architaenioglossa; Ampullariidae
Exons: 3
Coding region: 363-1313 (316 amino acids)
Cellular component (GO): plasma membrane
Source: RefSeq, a predicted model, not a curated record